Messenger RNA from Brassica napus (rape), 1579 nucleotides. RefSeq names its product F-box protein At1g11270-like. The coding region runs from base 265 to 1416 and encodes 383 amino acids. The transcript is spliced from 2 exons. Gene Ontology annotation, molecular function: protein binding. The record is from RefSeq and is a predicted model, not a curated record. NCBI's taxonomy places the organism in Eukaryota, Viridiplantae, Streptophyta, Magnoliopsida, Brassicales, Brassicaceae.
CAUGAUAAUAUUUUAUAAGAAAAUAAAUACUGGUGGACAAGUCCAAAAAGCCCAAGUAACACAGGCAAAGCCGAGAAGAAAAUAAAAAGAAGACAAAGGAGUUGUGAAGAGGUGUCCCGAUGAGAAGUCUUUCGUCUAUCUGUGUGAGCGAGUAAAAGAGAGAUAUGGAUGAUUCCUGCCUGAGGAUAAGAAAAAGGCUGCCUAAGAUCUGAUGCUCAAAUCGAAUUAUUAGAGACAGACGAGACGACGAGAGAUACACAAAAGAUGUUCCCGUUCAAAACAAGAAGAACAUUGAAAAGACAUCGCGAAGAAUUGCUGCGUCUCCCAGAGGAUGUUGUAGAGCUGAUACUUGAGAGACUUCCGGUGAAAUCACUGCUGAGAUUCAGGACCGUGUCCAAGAAGCUGAAAUCUGCAAUCGAUUCCCGACGUUUCCAGGAAAGACAACAGUUGAUCCAUAUGUCACGAGGUCCAGACAUCCUUUUCGUGUCCACUAAUGUUUAUGAUGAUGAUGGUCGUCUCGUCAAAAGAGUUAAUGAUUUAGAUGCUCGAAGAUUUGCGUUUGGAUCAUCAUCUGCUUAUACGGUCCAUGUGCCUACUAACUGGGGGGGCACUUCGGUCUGUCAUAGUAAUUGCGACGGUCUAUUAUGCCUCUACUCUAUCUACAACCCGAGUGUCUGCGUCGUGAUGAAUCCCGCCACUAGAUGGCGUCGAACUUUCCCUCUCUCCAACAUUCAAAACCUCUUACUCCACAGGUUGUACAAAGGCACCCCAACUCCUAAGCUUGGUUUCGGUAAAGACAAACUCACCGGCACUUACAAGCCUGUUUUUCUAACCAACUCAUCCAGUUUUGGCCUAGACAACGUCACCACUUGCGAAGUUUUUGAUUUUACCACUCAACUCUGGAGGUACGUUCACCCUACUUCUCCCUUCACCACUAAUCCUCACACCGAUCCCGUUUAUUUAGAUGGCUCCCUUUACUGGCUCACCGAUUGUGAACAAGAACCCAAGGUUUUGUCUUUUGAUCUUCACACUGAAACUUUUCAUGUCAUCUGUGAUGCUCCCUUUGCCCAUGUUCUUGACCCUUGGUCCGUCACCAUCUGCAUCCUCGACAAUCGCCUUUGCGUUUCCAAGAAAGCCUGGCCUACCCAAGACAUAUGGUCCUUCCAAUAUUCCAACAAGACAUGGACUAAAAUGUGUUCCAUUGAUCUCACCCAAACUUUUUCUUGGCUUGGGGAUCCCGAGUGGUCUCUGGAACCUAUUGCAAUUCUUGACAAGCACAAGUUGCUACUCCAAGGUCGUGAUUACCGUGGCGCCAUCUUCAUACUUGAUCUCCUUACCAACUCUUAUCACUUACUCGUCAAGCCUUCCUAUUCCCCUAUUUCCGUUUGUUAUUCUCAAUCUUUGUUUUCGGUUUAAUUUUAUUGUCUUGUGUAAUUUCACAUUUUAAAAAGUUUAUCUUCUAUGCUUUUAUCCUCCAUCAUUCCAAAAUCUGGAAACUAGAUUUUGUAUCCUUCACAACUAAUUAUCAAUUGUAGCGUGUGUUCCUAGAAGCUCCUUUAAUUUUCAUUACGAUUUUACA